GCGGAUGCGCACGCAGCGCUGUUGUUCUGCUCAUAAUUGUCGACUCUGCCUGCGGCGGGUUUGGUGUAUGCACCCCUCAAGAAUGUAUGCAGGUAUCCAGUCUGAGGCUGAAGGGAACUGGUUCUCUUCUGGGAAUGCGGAUUUGAAGUCCAUGGUGACAGUCCCAGGUGGAGAGAGGCUGGCCCUGAAUAACAUGAUGACCAUCUCUUUGAACCCCCGAAUCCUGGCAAUGCAUGAACAAGAUAGGGAUGAUUCAAGAGAGCAGGUAACCACCCUAGGAAGAGAAAAAUUUAACCCUGAGGCUUCUCGCCAGAACUUCAGAUGUUUUCCAUACCCAGAGAAAGCUGGACCCCGUGAGGCUGUGAACCAGCUCUGGGAACUCUGCCUUCAGUGGCUGAGGCCAGAGAUUCACACAAAGGAGCAGAUCCUGGAGCUGCUGGUGCUGGAGCAAUUCCUGACCAUCUUGCCCAGUGAGAUCCGGAUUUGGGUGAAGUCACAGCAUCCGGAGAACAUUGAGGAGGUGGUCACACUGGUGGAGGAUUUGACCCAAAUGCUUGAGGAAGAGGUUCCGAGUUCACAAGAUUCCCCCCUUUUCCAAGAGGGAAGCACAGAGAAGGAGGGAAUAUCGGUUGUGUUACCAAUAGCCAGCUUUCAGGAAACCAUCACAUUCCAGGAUGUGGCUCCAGACUUCACUUGGGAAGAAUGGGCACAAUUGGACCCUGGUCAGCAGGACCUCUAUAGAGAUGUGCUGAUGGAAAACUAUAGAAACCUGGUCUUUAUUGGACUUUCAAUUUCCAAACCAGAUGUGAUCUCUCAAUUGGAGCAUGGAGAAGUGCCAUGGUUGCUGAAGAAUGAAGCUCCAAGAAGCAUCUGCCCAUAUUGGGACAUUGGACCUGAAGUGGAGUUUAUUCCAAUGUGGGGAACUACUGUAGAUGAAUCAUCUCAGGAGACACUAAUGGAAAGAACCACGAGGAAUAAUUCCUGGGACUCUAGAUUGGAAGAAGCUUUUAAAUGUUAUGGUUCACUAGUGAGGCAUCAGGGCCAUCAGGAAACACAUUUGAAACAAGUAACAAUCACACAUGAAGAAACUUUAAGUAUGGAGAGAGGCUCUGAAAACAAUGAAUUUGGGGGAUGCUUCAGUCUGAGCUCAAUUCUAAUUACACAACAGAAAGUUCCUAUAGUAAAUCAAUCAAUCAACAAUAAUUUAUUAGGUGCCUACUAUGUGCCAGGCACUGUGUUAGGCGCUGGAGAUACAAAUAGAAUAAAUGAGACAAUCCCUAGUCUUUAUAGCUUUGACACACGUGGAAAGAGUUUCCAAGAUAAUUCAGAAUUAAAUAAAUGUCAAAAAAUCUACACAGGGAAUUAUAGAUUGAUGUAUAAUGAAUUUGGGGAAGCCUUAAGCCAGAUUUCACAAUUUAACCUUCAUCAUACAGAUCAUUCUGGAGAGAAACCCUAUAGAUGUAAUGAAUGUGGGAAAGCGUUUACCCAAAGGGCAAGCCUUACUCAACAUCACCGUAUUCAUUCUGGAGAGAAACCUUUUAAAUGUAAUGAAUGUGGGAAGGCCUUCACCCAGAGGGCACAUCUUACUCAACAUCUGUUUACUCAUAAUGGUGAGAAACCUUUUAAGUGUUAUCAGUGUGGGAAAGCCUUCAUCCAGAUAUCACAGCUUAAUAUUCAUCAAAGAAUUCAUUCUGGUGUGAGAUCCUAUAUUUGUAAUGAUUGUGGGAAAGCCUUUACCCAGAGGACAAAUCUUACUCAACAUCAGAGGAUUCAUUCUGGAGAGAAACCUUUUAAAUGUAAUGAGUGUGGGAAAGCCUUUACCCAGAGGGCACACCUUACUCAACAUAUGUUUACUCACAGUGGAUCUAAACCUUUUAAGUGUAAUGAAUGUGGAAAAGCCUAUAGCCAGCUUUCACAACUUAAUGUUCACCGGAGAAUUCAUUCUGGAGAGAAAUCCUAUAAGUGUAAUGAAUGUUCAAAAGUGUUUCCUAUGUGGGCAGAACUUACUCGACAUUUGAGAACUCAUUCUGGAGAGAAACCUUACAAAUGUAACGAAUGUGGGAGCUUUACUCAGAGGGCAAGCCUUACUCAACAUCACAGAAUUCAUUCUGGAGAGAAACCUUAUAAAUGUAAUGAAUGUGGGAAAGCCUUCACCAAGAGGGCACAUCUUACCCAGCAUCAGUUUACUCAUAGUGGAGAGAAACCAUUUAAGUGUAAUGAAUGUGGGAAAGCCUAUGGCCAAUUUUCACAGCUUAAUAUUCACCUAAGAAUUCAUUCUGGAGAAAGAUCUUAUAAGUGUAAUGAAUGUGGGAAAGCCUUCACCCAAAGGGCAAGCCUUACUCAACAUCAGAGAAUUCAUUCUGGAGAAAAACCUUAUAAAUGUAAUGAAUGUGGGAAAGCUUUCACCCAAAGAGCACAUCUAACUCAACAUCAGUUUACUCAUAAUGGAGAGAAACAUUUUAAGUGCAAUGAAUGUGGAAAAGCUUAUAGCCAGAUUUCACAGCUCAAUAUACAUCGAAGAAUUCAUUCUGGAGAGAAAUCCUAUAAAUGUAAUGAAUGUGAGAAAAUUUUCCCCAAGUGGGCAGACCUUAAUCGACAUCAGAGAAUUCAUUCUGGAGAGAAACCUUAUAAAUGUAAUGAAUGUGAGAAAGCCUUUACCCAGAGGGCACACCUCAGUCGACAUUUGCUUACUCAUAGUGGAGAGAAACCCUUUAAGUGCAAUGACUGUGGAAAAGCCUUCACCCAGAGGGCAUAUGCUCUUCAACAUCAGAGAAUUCAUUUGGGAGAGAAGUGCCUUACACCUAGUAGGAGCUUAAUAAACAUUUGUGAAUUGAAGUGAAUUAAAAUGCUUUCCUGAAAUCUAA
This is a messenger RNA of Phascolarctos cinereus (koala), 2864 nucleotides long. The record is from RefSeq and is a predicted model, not a curated record. Lineage: Eukaryota; Metazoa; Chordata; Mammalia; Diprotodontia; Phascolarctidae.